GACAACCCAAAAAAAAAAAGAGAGAUAUUCGCUCUGAUCACAGUCGAAGGAAGAAAGAGCGACUGCUGAUCCAUUAACAAUCCAAUAAAAGUUUCAAGUGGGGAAAAGAAAGAAGAAGAAAAAAAAAAAUGGAGGAAGGAGCCAAAUCAACUGAAACAGAAUCUCCCGCUCUGAUCACAGUCAAUGUACAAUUCAGCGGUCAGAAGUUCCCGAUCUCGAUCUCCCCAGAUUCCACCAUUAAAGAGCUCAAAUCUCGUCUUCAACCUCUCACCAACGUCCUCCCCCGUGGCCAAAAGCUCAUCUGCAAAGGGAAAGUUCUCGCAGAUGCUAUGAGUUUGAAGUCGUUGCAAAUUGUAAAUGGUUCCAAAGUUAUGCUAGUUGCCACUCAGGGUCUACACCAAGGGGAUGGUCCCACCACCAGAGAUGUGAAGAAGAAUCAGAAUGUUAAUCGUGCUUCAGCUACAUCUUAUAAGCCUGCAAUGAGUAACAUGGAGCGUUGCAAAAUAACUGGUGUGGUAGCCUUGUCAGAAUGUGGUUUGAAGGUUGUACCUGAUGAGGUUUGGGAUUGUGGGCUAUGUGUGAGAGUAUUGGAUCUCAGCAACAAUCUUAUUCGAGAAAUAUCAGCCAAAAUUUGCUCUAUGAAACAUUUGAAUAAACUGCUGAUAAAUGCAAAUGAUAUCUCAGAUGAGAGCAUUAGCUGGGAAAGUUUAUCGUCUCUGAAGUAUUUAGCAGUUCUGUCUCUGAGUCAAAACCAGCUGACUACUUUGCCAUCAGCAUUGGGCUCUCUGACUUCAUUAAGCCAAUUGCAUAUUUCAAAGAAUAUGCUGACAAGCUUACCCGAUGAGUUAGGUUUGUUGAAUCAACUUCAAGUUCUGAAAGCAAAUAACAAUAGGAUAAGCUUAGUGCCUCCGUCUAUAGGGAACUGUUGCUCACUGAUCGAGAUUGAUUUUUCAUCCAAUCUUUUGAUUGAACUGCCAGAGACAUUUGGGAAAUUACGAAAUCUGAAGGCAUUGCAUUUGAGUAACAACGGUCUCAAAUCUCUUCCUUCAACAUUGUUCAAAAUGUGCACGCAGCUGUCAAUUCUCAAUCUCCACGGCACUGAAAUCACUAAUGAUGUUCUGCGGCAGAUUGAAGGUUGGGAAGAUUUUGACGAGCGCCGUCGGUUAAAGCAUCAGAAGCAGCUUGAUUUCCGUGUUGGAUCCUCAGGAGUAUUUGAUGAAGGUGCUGACGACGAUAAUAGGCCUUAAAUGGUCUAAAACCCUGAUUCAUGUUCCGGGGAUAAUUCUCAAGUGCCGUUCGGUACAAGCAUCGAAAGAUUGAACACAAAAAAAUUAUUCUCACAGAACUGCUGCUUGUUAACACUGAAGCUUAUAUAGCGAUUCUUCAAUAUUCACGGUUUUUUUAAUUCAACUUUUCUUUUAACUUUUGGGUAUUAAAGGAAUGUUGUAUAUUAUGGUUAAUCAUGAGACAUUGGUUCCUUACUCUUCAUCAGCAAUGUUAUAGGGAUCAAAUUUGUCGCA
Messenger RNA from Asparagus officinalis (garden asparagus), 1520 nucleotides. Its product is annotated as plant intracellular Ras-group-related LRR protein 8. NCBI's taxonomy places the organism in Eukaryota, Viridiplantae, Streptophyta, Magnoliopsida, Asparagales, Asparagaceae. The coding region runs from base 129 to 1247 and encodes 372 amino acids. The transcript is spliced from 10 exons. Gene Ontology annotation, molecular function: protein binding. The record is from RefSeq and is a predicted model, not a curated record.